AAACAACUGAUCUUUGUUGCCUAAGACUAUCUUGUAGUGGUGUGUCAGUGCAACAGACAGACAGCAGAAGGAACAGUGUUGAAGAGCAGUCAUGGACAUUGAGCUGUACCUGGACUUGUACUCUCAGCCCUGCCGCUCCGUCUACAUAUUCGCCUCAAAGAACAACAUCCCCUUUGAGUUCAAGAAGCUGUCUCUGCUGGACGGUGAGCAGUAUGGAGAAGAAUUUGGGAAGAUCAACUUAAUAAGAAAAGUCCCUGCUCUGCGAGACGGAGACUUCUGCCUGGCUGAGAGCAUUGCCAUCCUGCUGUAUCUGGCAGAGAAGUUUAAGACUCCAGAUUUCUGGUACCCAGCUGACCUCCACCAACGUGCUCGCAUCAACGAGUAUCUGUCAUGGCAGCACACAACUGUGCGUCUGCAUGGAUCCAAGGUGUUCUGGCUCAAGCUUUUGAUUCCCAAGAUUCUGGGCGUGGAUGUCCCACAGGACAAGUUGGAUUCAGCCUUGGAGGACUUAAAUGGAUCCUUGAAACUCCUGGAGGAAAAGUUUAUUCAGGACAAGCCAUUCAUUGCAGGAGAUAACAUCUCAUUGGCUGACCUGGUUGCCGUUGUGGAGGUUAUGCAGCCUUUGGGAUCCGGCCUGGAUGUGUUUGAUGGCAGACCCAAACUGAGUGCAUGGCGGGACAGAGUCCAGGCUGCAAUUGGGAAGGAGCUGUUUGAUGAUGCCCACCAGCACCUCCUGGGAGCCCAGGAGAGUGUGACAUUGAUGGACGCCAGCAAGAUGCAGUUCUUCAAACCCAAGAUCCUCAAAUUAUUCAUGUGAAGAGAACAUUGGUUCAGUUCAAACUAGCUUGGUACAUUUUUUCACAAAUGGUUUUAACAACUUUUUUCUUAAUGUGUCAUUAAAAGGGGAGUACAGCGAGGCACUAUAUUAUAGUCCAUGUUUUAUUCUGUAAAGCUAUAGGAAAGAGUCAGUAUUUGGUACCUGAUUCAUACAGGCUGCAUUACAAUUUCAUUCCAACUUUCCUUCUUAACACAGACAACACUAAUAUCAUAAUACAUCUAUUUUGAAUAGACAAUACAUAGUACGCAUUCCCAGUGGCUUGUAUGAGGACUUCCCUCAAUGACAGUAAAAGCACCAGAAAGUUUUCCCUCAGCAUGGCAGCAUGUGAUUUGCUAGACUGGGCCUUGGAAGCAGAAAGGCACAGUUGUUAAAAUCAGGCGGCCUGAUUAUGCAACACAGGGAAAUGUGAACUUUGAGAUAACUGCACACAGAACAAACCAGACUACUGUUUCCUUAAAUCUUCACUGUGGUUAAAUGCAGUCAAUCAGCUAUGCUACAUGUGAUGCUCCUUCAAGCCUCAAUAAAUAGUGCUCUGUG
Molecule: messenger RNA, 1375 nt
Organism: Paralichthys olivaceus (Japanese flounder)
Lineage: Eukaryota; Metazoa; Chordata; Actinopteri; Pleuronectiformes; Paralichthyidae
Gene: gstt1b
Product: glutathione S-transferase theta 1b
Biological process (GO): glutathione metabolic process
Cellular component (GO): cytoplasm
Molecular function (GO): glutathione transferase activity
Source: RefSeq, a predicted model, not a curated record